Triplophysa dalaica is the source of this 1489-nucleotide messenger RNA. It is a transcript of the gene clic2, whose product is annotated as chloride intracellular channel 2. The transcript has 6 exons. The coding region runs from base 135 to 854 and encodes 239 amino acids. The record is from RefSeq and is a predicted model, not a curated record. NCBI's taxonomy places the organism in Eukaryota, Metazoa, Chordata, Actinopteri, Cypriniformes, Nemacheilidae.
CAUCAGGGGUGUAACUAACUUUCAUCAGGGAAAGUGUACACACAUCACAGACGUAUACAUCUCUGCUCUGCUUUGGGGAAUCUUCCUGCCUUUCUGGAUAAAAUUUAAGGAGAUCUUUAGUUCUUAUUGGAAUCAUGGCACUCAGGCAAGAUUCAGAUAAAGAGCCAAGCAUUGAGCUCUUCAUUAAGGCGGGCCACGACGGAGAGAACGUGGGAAACUGUCCCUUCUGUCAGAGACUCUUCAUGGUUCUUUGGUUAAAAGGAGUUAAGUUCACAGUAACCACUGUUGACAUGAGGAAGAAGCCAGAUGAGCUGAAGGAUUUAGCUCCAGGUACCAACCCUCCUUUCCUUCUGUUUAAUGGCACACUGAAGACUGACUUUAUUAAGAUUGAAGAGUUCCUGGAGACCACCCUCGCCCCACCCCGCUAUCCUCAUCUCAGCCCCGUCUACAAAGAGUCAUUUGAUGUUGGUGCUGACAUUUUUGCUAAGUUCUCUUCGUUCAUCAAAAACAGCCCAAAUAAUACUUUCCAUGAAAAAGCCUUACUGAGAGAGUUUAAGAGAUUGGAUGAUUAUCUGAACACACCUCUUCAGGAUGAGCUGGAUCAGAACCUCUCUGUGUCUAGAAGAAAGUAUCUCGAUGGAAACCGCUUGACACUGGCAGACUGUAAUCUGUUACCAAAGCUUCAUGUCAUUAAGGUUGCAUCUAAGAAGUACUGCAGUUUUGACAUUCCUGUUCAGUUUACUGGAGUGUGGCGUUACCUGCAGAAUGCAUAUGAGAGAGAAGAGUUCAGCCAGACAAGCCCAGCUGACAUUGAAAUCGAGAAAACCUAUCUGAGUGUGGUCAAGAGAAAGUGAACUUCCUCUUCCUUAAGUUUAUCCUAUGGGGCUUGGAGGAGGCCAUGCAGAAAAAUAUUUAAAUAGUGUAAAUAGUUUGUUCACGGAGAGGUUUAUAUCAAUUUGCGAACUUGUAAAUGACAGUAAUGGAAAGAUAAAAAAAGGACAAAUAAAAACCACUUACAGCUCAACAUUUUACUGAUGCCUGCCUUCCAGAACCAGAAGGACUACUUUUGAUUGACUGCUACUGUUAGUUUAAGAUUUGAUUUUGAUAGGUUUCUGGGUUAUUUUAUCAACAGUCUGUAUCACCUCUUUGUGCUUUUAAUUGCUCACAUUUUUGUGCAUAAUGUAAAUAUGUAUUUUUAGAGUAUAUUCGGUUAUCUGUAUAGGGAUAUCUAAAUGUGUUUGAUCAUCUAGAAUGAGCUUACUCUUAAAAUAAUAGAAGUGUAGUCAAUAUAAACAGUGAUCAGUAAGCGUAGAUGAGUUACACAGUAAGAUAUUCAUUCACAGUAAUGGUUGUUUCAUAUGAAGGGUUAUAUUGUGAUACAGAUAUGAAGAUCACCACUGAUUAAUGUAGACAUUAUGAUUGUUUAAGUAAAAGAUUAAACUGCUUUCUAUCAGAAUUUACUUCAAAUAAAAUGAAUAUAGUGCCGUCA